Messenger RNA from Culex pipiens pallens (northern house mosquito), 1311 nucleotides. RefSeq lists its product as uncharacterized. The coding region runs from base 780 to 1151 and encodes 123 amino acids. The record is from RefSeq and is a predicted model, not a curated record. The transcript is spliced from 3 exons. Lineage: Eukaryota; Metazoa; Arthropoda; Insecta; Diptera; Culicidae.
CGACAGGCGCGCGAAUUUGAAAAAUUCGGGCCUAUUUUCCGUGUUUCGUCGAAAAUUGGGAGUCGAAAGUGGGAAACGCAGCGGAUGUGGCCAAGUUCCUAUUUGGUACCCAGGGUGCCCGUGACCACGAAGAUGGAUGAUGGCGAGCUAGUUGAGCUUGCCGAGGGGUGCACAUCACGGAGUACAAUUUGCACGACGGCCGGAGUACCGUUUCCGGGGUUGACGCCGUCAAUGAUGCCGCAGGAUAUACUGGGGCAGCCAAAUCCGAACGAGCCGACGAACCGUGAGGUGGACCAUUGCAGAAGAAGCUGAAAUCGGAGACUACAUAUCAGGAUUGUCAUCUCCGUCGAUCAGGAUUGAAAGCUCCGUCGAACUAUGCACUCAUGACGUCCAAGCAAAUCGAAAAGGACCUGCUCCGUGGUCGGUUUUAUCGCGUGCUUCAGCUGCCCAGCAGUAUCGGAGUUCCGUAAUUACUUCGGAUCUUGUACUAACCUGGUUUCUGACCCUACUCUUCUAGGUCGUCCAGGUCGUCCUUUUCCAGCUGACGGAUCAGAUCAAGGUCAAGAUCAAGGAACAGUCUGGAGAAUGUGGAAUGUUCCGCCAAGAUGUUCAAUCCGCAUUGAGACAUUUCGGCCGAUUCGAUGAUGGUGAUCGAAACGCACCGCCGACGUCAUCUGGCCUAUCGGAUGCCUAACAGGGUGAACUGGUCGGCAAUUCGGAAGCCGGAUCGAACCUUUCCAACAACACUGGCCUGCCAACUGGUCAAAAAGUCCAAGUAGAUGCUGCAGAUAAUUCUGAUGAUUCUUUCACGAAAGCUAGAUGCCAUUCAAAAGCUGUCCUCGAACGCCGUGGUGUGCAACGCCUCGGCGACAGCUGCAGCCGCUGUCCAGAAGUGGCCCAUCUUAGCUGAUUAUUAUUGCUUAUUUCUGGGGGAAGAGUGCUCGUCACAAGUCGGCCGACGGGUGUGGGAAUCAAUACUGGUAUUUGAACCAACCGGCGUCGAGAAUAUUAGGACAAUUCGCGGUUCUCAAGCUGUGCGAUUUAUUUAUGAAACUUACAGCAGCUUUGACCCGCCCGUGUGGAUCAAUCGAACCGCGCACUGGACUCCAAUCCAGAGGUCGCCGGUUCGAAUCCCGCGGCGGGCGCUCUAAAAUUCUUUGUGUAAAUAUGGGUAUUCGGCGCCGUCGCUCCGUGCCAUACUCUCGUACACUUAGGAGCCCAGGGCGGCGAAGUCCUUGUAGAUAAAAAGGAAGACACUAGUGGUUGGUACUAGCAAUGGUGGCCGACAGCUAUAAAGUCAACUUCGUUUUU